This is a messenger RNA of Adelges cooleyi (spruce gall adelgid), 2255 nucleotides long. RefSeq lists its product as uncharacterized. The record is from RefSeq and is a predicted model, not a curated record. Lineage: Eukaryota; Metazoa; Arthropoda; Insecta; Hemiptera; Adelgidae. Bases 281 to 2023 code for a protein of 580 amino acids. The transcript is spliced from 3 exons.
GUACCUCCUAAUCACAACGCCAGAGUUCACCCAGACCUGCUCUUUAUAGUAUUUUCAUUAUUACUACUACCGCUGCAGUGUUAUCAUCACACACACACACAAACUACAAGCGUAUCUACACAAACGGUUUGGCCGACCGUUUCAGUAUUAUCCGCGAGUCAGUGCCUUGUGUUUUUUUUUCUUCGAUGCUUCCGUGUAAAACAUACUAUACAAUUAAUGUAAUAUUAAGUUAACAAAAUUUUCUUAGAAAAAAUUUUUUAAAAAUACUCGGUACUAUACGAUGAACUAUACUGCGUUGCUGCUGUUGUGUUGCGCUUUGUUGGCCGCACGUUUAGCCGGUGGGUCGCCAGUUCCGGACAGCGGAGAGGCGGAAGUCGAAUCCGCGUCCGGAAGUCCGGUAACCGCUAAACCGACACUCGAUGUGGCCGCUACGAACGAGCCCCCCGCGCCUGUAGAAGCUGUAACCACUUCGACGGCCAUUUCGAUCAUCGAAUUAAUUGAAACGUCGAUAAAAACCACCACGCCGCCGGCCGCGGUCGUCGUCGUCGAGGAAGACGAGACGACCUCGACGACGUCGGCUGCGGUGUCCGUCGUCGACGAAGAAGACAGGACACCGCCGGCGCCGACAACGGUGGCCGCCGAGCGAGACAUUCCAACGUCGGCGGCACCAACAGUGGCCGUCAACGUGACCGCGGUUGACGAGUCGGGAGAGGUGACCGAAGGACCUGUGCCGCCGCCCGCGCAGUCGGAAAUCACGUUGAACGCGACCGCGGACGGCAACACCAACAUCACGCUGUCGUCCGAUGCUGUCACGAACAGGCUGAGCGAACAGAUCAGGAAAAUCCUGAAACAUUACCAAAAACCCGACCCUAUAGGUUUUCCCGGAGCGCCUGUCCCGGACCCGUUGGCCAUACCUCCGAUGAAGAAGAACUUCGGGCUUGCCGACAUGACGUUCAGUAACAUGACAGUGCACGGUUUGUCCAAAUUCACGGUGGAACGGGUCAACACGGACCUAGAUCAUCUGCAGGUGUACGUGUUACUGAAGAUGCGCAGACUGUACGUGUUGGGUAACUACACGAUGAAAACGUUCUUCAGCCGACCGGCGGCGGGCCCGUUCAACGUGACGUUGAUCGACGUGGACGCCGACUUGGCGGCCGAGUUGGAACCGGACGCCGACGGCAACCUGCAGACCAACGAAACGCAAAUGGACAUGCAGUUCGCCGAUUGCGAACUGGACUUUAAAAACUUGGGCUUCAUGGCGUCCAUGUUUCAAGGCGUGAUCAGCUCGGUGGCCUCGGUGCUUUUCGACGGCAUCAAACCGUUCAUCAUUAACGAGAUGAACACCAACAUGAAGGCCGACAUCAACGCCCAGAUCAAGGCCAUCACCAGCAAGCUGCCCAGAAUGAAGAUGCCCGUCACCGACCUGGCCGUGGUCGAAGGCCGGAAGUACGUGAGACGCAUGGGCUACGACCCGUACCGGUUGGCAGACCGCAAAAUCAAAGAGGGCCCGUUCUCGUUCACCCUCAGCGAGCUCAACGUGUACGGGCUGUCCGACUUCCGGAGGCUGGGCGAAAUCGGCGUGGGCGUCCGGGGCCGAGUGCUGCAGCUGACGCUGCACGUCAUCACGGGUGCCGUCCACGGAUCCAUGCGGUGGGCGUACGAGCUGGACCUGUCCAAGAAAUUCGGUCGGUCCGGUGCGACCAACUUCACCGUGGACCAUAUACAGGUCAGGGCCAUGGUCAACCAGUCGCUGGACAUCCGGCAAAAGCCGGUUUUGCACAAGCUGGACAUCGAGGUGGGCAAAGUGGCCGUGCAGAUGGACAGGCAAGCGCCGCUGGACUACAUCGUCGAGAUAGCGGUCAACUCGUUGCCGGCACUUUUGCGGCACGUCAUCGUCGACGCCCUCGAAGAGCCCAUCAAGCAGAGAGUGCAGACCAUAUUGGACGAAGUGGAAUUGGAAAGGAUGGUCGAGGAACGGCUGCCCGAACUGGACAACAUGACGGGCACAGAACUACAGCGGUGAUCAGUCAUUUUGCGCGUUUUCGCCUUUGGGACAAUUUAUAUCAACUAAUUAAUCAAGUUGUGUUUCUUCGUCAAUACUUUGUUUUAUUAUUAUUAUUAUUAAUUAUUUUUAUAGUUUAAUUUUUUGUAAUAAAAAAUAUUGUGUAAAGCGAAUUGGCCCGCCAUUUGUCUAAUAUACAAAAGCUGUACAGGUACGUUAAGCUGAAAAUAUAAUAUUAUUAUUGUCAUGUUAA